Molecule: messenger RNA, 5022 nt
Organism: Drosophila busckii
Lineage: Eukaryota; Metazoa; Arthropoda; Insecta; Diptera; Drosophilidae
Product: C2 domain-containing protein 5
Exons: 11
Coding region: 135-4994 (1619 amino acids)
Biological process (GO): intracellular protein transmembrane transport; positive regulation of protein targeting to membrane; protein localization to plasma membrane
Cellular component (GO): plasma membrane
Molecular function (GO): calcium ion binding; calcium-dependent phospholipid binding
Source: RefSeq, a predicted model, not a curated record
UAUAGUCGCAUAAUAUAAAAUAUCGAUUGCUUGCCAGCUUUAUGUGUGCAGCUAUGUGUAUAAAAACACAAAAUUAUACAAAACAGUAGUUAUUUUAUUAAUAAAUGGUUGUGUAGAGUAGUGCAGACGACAAGAUGCCAGGCAAGGUGGGUGUGAAAAUAAAGGCUGCGCGCAAUCUGCCUGUUAUGGACAAGAGCAGCGAAACGACAGAUGCGUUUGUGGAAAUCAAAUUGGCCAACAAAGAGCAUAAAACUGAAGUGUUUAGAAAAAGCUUGAAUCCAACAUGGAACACUGAUUGGUUUCGCUUCGAGGUCGACGAUGCCGAGCUGCAAGACGAACCGCUGCAAAUCCGGCUCAUGGACUAUGACACAUAUUCGGCCAACGAUGCAAUUGGCAAAGUAAACAUAAGCUUGAAUCCAUUGUGUCUGGAAAACUCGGGACAGCAAGUGCAUGGCAAGGGCACAGUGCUAUCCGGUUGGAUACCUGUGUUCGAUACAAUGCAUGGCAUACGCGGCGAAAUUAAUGUUAUAGUCAAGGUGGAUCUAUUCUCGGAUGUAAACAAGUUUCGUCAGAGCAGCUGUGGCAUACCAUUCUUUCACUCGCAAUGUGUGCCAUUUGGCUAUCGGGCGCAGAUUAUACAUGGCUUUGUUGAGGAGCUGGUUAUCAAUGAUGAUCCGGAAUACCAGUGGAUUGAUAAAAUACGCACACCACGUGCUUCCAAUGAGGCACGCCAAGUAGUCUUCCUCAAGCUGUCGGGUCAAGUGCAACGCAAAAUGGGCUUAAAGGCCAUAAACAUGGGCGCCAAUGCUGUUAUAGGUUAUACACAAUGCUUCGAUCUGGAAGGCGAUGUGGGCGUAGUGGCACGAGGAGUGGGUACUGCGGUUACGCUCAUCAAGGACACAUCUACAAGUCAGCCAAACAGCUCAGAUGUGGCGCUAAUAGAAGAAGUGCAAAAAUAUUUAGAUUUUCUCAACUGCAGUAGCAGCGGAGGCGGCGUCAGCGGCGGCAGUUGUAGCUUUGGCAGCAGCGCCAGCUGCAGCACGCCUCAGUAUCGUCUCAAUAUUUACAAACAGCCGACUGUAGCGGCUGCAACAGCAACGUUGUUUUAUUUAGAAAGCGGCAGCAGUGAUACAGAGGAUGCGGAAGUUAUGCAAAAUCUAUUGCGGCAAGAGGAUGAGCGUGGUGAGCGCACGCGUGAAAAAAAGUUGCGACAUCGCAUGCGGCGCCUAACCAUGUCCUCGCGCAAUGUUUUUAGUGAAAAGUAUGCCACAUUAUUGCGACGCAUUGAGCCCAAAAUACCAGAGACAGCCACACAGUCGCUAAGCAACAUUUUUGGAGGCGGCGCGUCGAGCAAACGUCGUCGCAGAUCGCGCUUCUCGCUGAGCAAGCGCUCGUCACAGGCCAUAAAGCGUUCCAUCAGCGAUGAUACGGGCGCCGGACCCGCAAUGUGUCAGCUGGCAGUGCCAACAUAUCAGGAGAACACGCGCUCAGCGCCGGACUUGGAGGUGGAUGCCUUUCAGCGUAAGUCCGACUACUCCUCCAUAGACUCGUCGGAGUCUGAGUCUGAGCUUUCAUUAAUUGAAACGCUUGCCACAGGCAUAGACAGUGCAGCAGCCGCGGCCUCCAGUGAUGACAGCGAGGAGGAGGAGCUGCAGCAGCAGCAGGACGAUGAGUGCUUGCAAGAUAACUGGAUAAAACCAGGCGAAACCUUGAGCUGCGAAUCGCAGCUAGACUUGACGCCCAAGCGACAUACGAUCAUGGGCGAGCUGAAGAGUUUCUCGCGUCGCCUGCAGCAAUUGAUGCAUCUGUCGCCGCCCAGUCGGCGUCAGUCGGGACAGUUAAUAACCAGACGCUCCUUUCUGCUGGCCGCUGCUGCACUGCAGCCUACAAUGGAGCGCAAAUCAUAUUAUAGCUCACAGCCGGAGUUGCCAACAUGCAGCAGCGAUGCUGCUGCUGCUCAUGAUAAUUGGCCAGAGCCUGGCAAUUUGCAUGCCUCCGCAUCCAUGCUGCAGUUAAAUCACUUGCCCAGCUAUGAGUCCAAUCCUAGCUUUAGUUGCCUCAACACUGCUGCCACAGCAACAACACUUAUAGAGCAAGAAGCUAACGCAGCGCCACCAAACACGUUGCUGUUAAAUGCGCCCGUGUUGCGCGUUUGCCCCUCAACACCCACGCCCAGCGAAAUCGAUCUUAGUGCACAGUUUUCAGAAUAUGUCCAUAGCGCAGUUAAUCUUACCCAACUAGAACAUGUUGUAAAUAUAAAUUCUAAUAGUACUAACCAUAGUAACAACAAUAAUGAAUCAUCAUUGCUUGCUCCAUGCUAUUCUGUUUCGACAUUUGCCAUACCAAACGAACAACCACGACAACAACAACAACAACAACUACGACGUUCAACUAGGUCCAGCAGUGAUCUGCAGCAACAACAACAACAACAGCAGGUGCAGCCAGUCGCAGCAGCAGCAGUCACAGCAGCUCCUGCUAGCAGCCAGAGCGUGCUCAUACCCACCACCAUAGCAAAUAUUGAGAACAAUGCCAAGAAGUUUGCGUCUCCCGUGAACAAUCGCCUAAAACUUACACCCAGUCCCUCCAAGAGCGGCAUUUCGUCGUCGGGCGCCAAUGCAGAUAGCGUCUCCACAUCCACCACUUCGACAGCCACCACCAUGGUGCCCACCAAAGAUGUGGGUGAGAUAUGUCGUCGCUCAUCCGACUCCGAUCUGAGUGUUACACCAAAAGGCAUUGCCUACACAUUGCAUCGCAAGCGCAACUCUAUAUGUGUGGCAAGUGAACGUCUUGUGGCUGCCACAGCCAUGAUGCGCUUGACCACACCCACAGUGGGCAAAGCGAAUGACAGCCUGGACAUGCUGGAGUAUCCGUUUCUAACUAUGACCAAGUAUCCAUCCGGCUUUAUACUGCAUCUGGGCGCCACUGUAGCUGCGCGUUCGGUGAAGCUGCUGGAGCGCGUUGCCAAUCCGGAUGAGCCCGAGUUGCGUGACAGCUGGUGGACAGAGCUGCGCAUGGAAAUACGAUCACAUGCACGCUCCUUGGGUUGCAAUGUAGUGCUGGGCUAUACGGAGUCCACAACAAUAUCCGAUGAUGUUUGUGUUUUGUCUGCCACGGGCACAGCUGCUGUCAUCAACAUGGUCUUCAAUCGUUCUGUGUCCCAAACGGAUAUUUUUGCCAUGUCCAAGGCUGGCAAUAAUGUCAGCGGCAUGUCCAACUCGAUGGAGGAGCGCGAUGCUAAUGGCAGCAUGGGUGAAGCAGGCACGGGCAGCAAGGACAGCGGCUCUGUGGGCACAGCGAAUAGCUCGGCCAGCAAACGUUAUGGCUUGCCAGCGCCGAAUCCGCCACGCAAUGCCUGCGCCAUUUGCCAUGUGCCGUAUAAUCUAAGCUCAGUGCCAUUUAAUGUCAAGAUGAAGAAGUGCGCCAUUUGCCGCAAGGGCCGUGUGCCGGAUGUGCUGCUAGCCACGCUGGAGGUGCCGGAGCGCAUACAGGUGACCGGACGUGGUUGUUUUAUGCAAGCGCAGGUGGUGCGUGCCAAGCGAGAUUUGCGCGCCGAACUAAAUGCCAAAGAAAUUUCCGAUGGCUUGCCCUUUCUGGAAUACGAGCUGCAUCGCGUGCUCAUCAACAAGCUCAAAGCAAAGGGCAUGAAUGCCAUUUUUGGUCUGCGCACCCAAGUGGCCAUAGGUGAGCGCAUGAUAGCUUUAAUAGCCACAGGCACGGCAUUGUUCUUAAGCGCGUUGCCAGUGCCACAAGUGCCCAAAAUUGUUGCCGGCAAUUCCUGGACGGACAAGCAAAAGCUCAAUGAGCUGCAAAAGAAACUGCAAGAGACCUUUGAACGUAAUCAGGAAAUCUAUCAGCUCAAGAGCAUGGAUCCCGAUCUGGCCACAAGUGGUGCUGCAGGCGAUAAGCAAUCGGACACUGAUGACUCGGAUGAUGAGGAAAUGAAUGAGAUCGAUUUAAAUUGCGGCAAUAAGGAACUUUGUGUUUUGGAAGUGGAUGAUAUAGAAGAUUUGGAAAUCAUAUCGUUGUUAAUGGAGCCAUAUCCGCCUGAGGGCUUCCAUGUAGUGAAUACACAACAAGUGCCAGGCAUGCUGGAACUCGAUGCAGUUAAAAACUUGCAAAUGUUUACACAAGUCUGGCGUGCACGUCUCGAGGUGGGACAGAAUGUAAAUGGAUUCCAUAAACAUUUUCAAAGGCUUUUGCAAACCAUUUACUUCAAGCUGCGCACCAUGAUACCCUGUGCCAUAACCGAUCUGCGCUUCAGACUGGAUCUGCCCGAAACGGAUCAAAUUCAGCUGCUUGUUACUGGCAUGGCCAUGGGCUUAAGCGACGCCAAUAAAAUGAAAUAUCGUCGACGUGGUGCGCCUUCAACAAUCCAAGCAAAUGGCUUUAAUGAUACGCAAUUGCCUACGACAGUGCAUGCGGCGCAAUCACAGCCCGAACUCAAUGGCAAGCGCAUGCUGCAGGAGGAGGAUUAUAUAUUUCCGCUGGACGAAGACCAAAUGGUGGACACGCCUACGCCCACAAGCACGGCAGUGCCGCCUUUUGGCAUGAGCUCCUUUAAACUGCGCAAAACAUCACCUUCACGCUUGGGCAAUCUAACAACAGCAGUGCCAUCGUCCAAAUCAUUGAAUAUAGGCGCAGCGCCACGUGGUCGUUAUUUUCCACUGCGAGAUCGUUAUGGUGUGGAUUUGACGCCGCUUAGCUUUAUACCUGGCGGACGCAUUGAAAAGUAUUUGGGCAACCUAAACUUUUUCUUUAUUAGAGAAAGCACCUCCAUACGCGAAUGCGGUGGCAUUAGCGGCUUUGUGCAUGGAUUUAUUACAGAAAUGCUUGCUGUGGUGCGUGCUCAUAUAGCCUCGCUGGGAGGCAAUGCAAUGGUCUCUUUCUAUUUGACCGAAAUGAUUUUAUUUGAUAACCAGCACAAGAAUCAGGGUCAAUGCCUGGUCAGCAUCGGCGGCGAUGCCGUCUACGUUAGCUACUACGCCGAUGACUGAUAUAAACGUUUGCGGGGCAUAUAGCGCA